CCUUUCUUCACUUUGGGUUGUUUUAGUUUUUCAUUUUUAUUUUUCUGCUUCAUCAAUGGCUGCUUCUUCCAGUAGGGAAGCUAUGAACAAGCAACUUCUUGACUUUAUCCAUUCAAUGGAACAAGAAGGUUUGGUCGACUACCGUUUCGCUAAGGUUCAUAUGUUGAAGGAAUCAAGUGGUCCUUUCUUCUUUGCUUCAUUGCUCCCCACAUUCUGCCAUGACUCGACAGCAACCUUAAGAGACUUGACUGUUGCUUUGGGUCAACCUCUGCUGAAUUAUCACGAUCUGGGUGAAUUGUGCUUUAAGAUAAAAGGGGGUGCGGCAUGCCUUGGAGUUUGUCGUAUGGCUCAUGCCUGUGGUCAACUUCAUCAAGCUGUUCAGAACAGAGCAACUAAAGAAAGCUUAAUCACUGCAUUGAAUGCUGCAAAACAAGAAUUCUCGAUUAUGCAAGAAAAAUUGGAGACUCUUGUUCAGCUGGAAACGAAGAUUGUCUCUAAUGAAACUGACUGUCCAUAACUGUGCAAUGGAGGGCAUAUCCAGGUGACAAACCGAUAGUUGCAACAGCUUAUCGGUUUCCUUGUUCAUCUGUCUUUUGUUUGAACCGAAAAUCGGGUUUUGUUUUCAGUUUGUGGUGUGUCUUUAAGGCGAACCAAACUAUGGUGUGUGUUUGAAUAAGUUAUCUCAAUAACUUGAAAUAAUAGAUGCCUUUUAAGACUCCUUGCUGUUAUUUUUGUUAGUUUGAUGUUAUUUCUUUUUUAAUUCAAAGACAUUUU
This is a messenger RNA of Gossypium raimondii (Peruvian cotton), 774 nucleotides long. Its product is annotated as histidine-containing phosphotransfer protein 2. Gene Ontology annotation, cellular component: cytoplasm; nucleus. The transcript is spliced from 6 exons. Gene Ontology annotation, biological process: cytokinin-activated signaling pathway; phosphorylation; phosphorelay signal transduction system. The coding region runs from base 56 to 517 and encodes 153 amino acids. Gene Ontology annotation, molecular function: histidine phosphotransfer kinase activity; protein histidine kinase binding. The record is from RefSeq and is a predicted model, not a curated record. Lineage: Eukaryota; Viridiplantae; Streptophyta; Magnoliopsida; Malvales; Malvaceae.